UGCUGCACACUGACAGACACACCAAUCACUGUGUCUGUGCGUGUAUAUAUCAUGCACAGUCCAAAGCCACACAUUUCUCUCUCUAUCACCAUCUAUAUAUCAGUUUGUCCAUUCCUCCUCUCUGAUUAGUUAAUUCUUCACCAAGAAAUUACCUUUUCUCUUUGUUUUUGCCGUUCAUCUUGGGUCUUGUCGUCGUAUAAAAGGUACCAAUUCUUGGUGCUGAUCAGACAGGGAAGGGAGGAGCAGUCGUUGUUGUUGUUCAGAGUUCAGAGAGAGCGUCUCUUUGCCCCCCCCCCCCCCCCCCCCCCCCAAGUUGCCGUCCAUGGCCGCCAAGGUGUACAGGCCGGCCGCCGAGGUCAAUCUCGGCCCUGACAGCGACGAGUUCUACAUCAGCCCCAACGUGAAAGCUCCUCGGGUAGCCGGGCUCCUGGUGAAGAUCUUCGUGUGGAUUCUUGAGAUGCCAAUCAUCGGCCCGAUGGUGCUUUACAUCCUGAAGAAGGAUAAUCUCAUCAACAAGCUUGUGCAGGAUGCCGAAAUCCCAGAGCCUCCACUGUUCACUGCAACACACAGCUGGGAAGACAUUCCGGAGCAGAAUGUGUGCCUGACGAAGCCGGACUUGUCGCCACCGGAGCGCGUCCAGGAGGCCAUCAGCUGCCUCCCGGCGAGCCUCGAGUCGACCCUCGCCGGCUCGCCGUCGUCGAGCCUCAAGCGCUGGACGAUCAGGGACUUCAACAGGGCGUACAGCUCAGGGGAGACCACUCCUGUUCAGGUUGCAAAGAGGUUCCUGGAUGCAGUGAGGGAGUGCUCAAGCCCAGGCCUCAGCAUGGCCUUCUUCAUCAGCUACAACCCUGAAGACAUCAUCAGGCAGGCUGAGGAGUCCACCCUGAGAUACCAGAGAGGGACACCACUGUCUGCCAUGGACGGGAUACUGGUCGCCGUCAAGGACGAGAUCGACUGUUUGCACUACCCAACCACAGGCGGGACGCGGUGGCUGGGGCGCGCGCGGCCGUGCGUCGCGGACGCGGCGGUGGUGGCGCAGCUGCGCGCGUGCGGCGCGGUGCUCGCCGGCAAGACCAACAUGCACGAGAUCGGCGCCGGCACCAGCGGCAUCAACCCGCACCACGGCUCCACCAGGAACCCCUACAACCCCGGCAGGGUCUCCGGCGGCUCCUCCAGCGGCUCCGCCGCCGCCGUCUGCGCCGGCCUCUGCCCCGUCGCCCUCGGCGUCGACGGAGGAGGAUCUGUCCGUAUGCCGGCGGCGCUGUGCGGCGUGGUGGGCUUCAAGCCGACGGCGGGCCGGCUGUCGAACGCCGGAGUUCUCCCGCUGAACUGGACGGUCGGAAUGCCGGGGAUCCUGGCUGGCACGGUCGAGGAUGCCGCAGUCGCAUAUUCAGCAAUCGUUGAUCAGUCUCAGCCUUCUUACUUGCGGCCUGAGCUGAAUCUGCCCUUGCUGAAGUCUUCACUCUCCAUCAAGAACAUCAAGCUUGCAAAAUAUGCAAAGUGGUUUAAUGACAGUGCAGAGGAAAUCAGGAGCUGCUGUGACAAAGCUCUUCAGACUCUGCAUGCACACUAUGGUUGGGAGACUCUGGAUGUGACCAUACCGGAGAUCGAGGAGAUGCGCCUUGCGCACUAUGUGACAAUCGGUUCAGAGUGUACAGCUUCCCUUGCUAAAUAUCUCGAUAAACUGAGAAGAUCUGAAAUCGGUUGGGAUGUAAGGGUAGCACUGAGCGUGUAUGGUUCCUUCAGCAGUAGAGCUUAUCUGAAUUCACAACGACUUCGGAAUCGUCAGAUGUACUUCCACAAGGAGAUAUUCAAGUCAGCAGAUGUGAUUGUCUCACCAAUGACCGGUGUGACUGCCUACAAGCUGCAAAAUGACGCGCUCGAAAGCGGAGAACUCGACUACAUAAACGGAGCCGCGCUGGUCAGGUACUCGAUUGCAGGAAACUUCCUCGGUUUGCCGGCCAUUACUGUCAUGGUUGGGUAUGACAGAGCCGGGUUGCCGAUUGGUCUCCAGUUCAUCGGCAGGCCGUGGUCAGAAGCGACUCUGCUCCACAUAGCAUUCGCAAUGCAGGAGGCAUGCAAGAAGAACUACAUGAAGCCUACAGUAUUCUAUGAUCUCCUCAAGAAAGAGUAGCCCGCGUAUGUAUAUAUCUAUCAGAAUUCAGAAAGUUCAGCUCGUUGAUUCGAUCAAGUCUCCGAAAUUGAAGAGAAUCAAUUUUCAGUUCGCGGAAGAAUUCCCAACGACACAAAUUGUUGGUAGCGUAUAUGAUCAGAAGGAAGAGAGCAAAAUUAGAUCCAAGUGCAGACACUGAUGAUUAGUGGGAACAAAAAAAUGAGUUAAAUGCAUGCAUUAUAUGAGCAAAUACUUUCUGUACGAUAGAUGCAAAUAUAUAUAUGAAAAUUCGUCUAGUGUACUUAGCA
Molecule: messenger RNA, 2421 nt
Organism: Oryza brachyantha (malo sina)
Lineage: Eukaryota; Viridiplantae; Streptophyta; Magnoliopsida; Poales; Poaceae
Product: fatty acid amide hydrolase-like
Exons: 18
Coding region: 323-2134 (603 amino acids)
Molecular function (GO): catalytic activity
Source: RefSeq, a predicted model, not a curated record